This is a messenger RNA of Diospyros lotus (date-plum), 1880 nucleotides long. RefSeq lists its product as uncharacterized. The record is from RefSeq and is a predicted model, not a curated record. Lineage: Eukaryota; Viridiplantae; Streptophyta; Magnoliopsida; Ericales; Ebenaceae. Bases 123 to 1607 code for a protein of 494 amino acids. The transcript is spliced from 14 exons.
AGCGGGUUUUGGCGGCGGGCUGACUUGUUUCGGUUUCGGUUAAUAACUCGUAAGCCGUCACUGACAUUCAUUGCCGUCGACGGCCGGCCGAGGCGAGGGUUUUUGUUACCGAGUAACACAAAAUGUGGCGGAAAACCACUUUCCCGGCAAAUGAAGAUUCUGAUCAGAGCAUUUCCGAAGAGGAAGAAGUGGCUCCUGACUCCCCAGAAAAUUACAUAGAACUAGCCCGAACUACAGAGAGGGAGGGAGGACUACAAAUUCAAUCACAGCUUGAGGUACUCAUAGAUACUCAUGGUCUUGGUCGUGGAACAGAGGCUGCUAUUUUAUUUAACAAGAGUCAAACAGGUUGCUCUUGUGAAGAUGAGGUUGAAAUUCCCGUCUUCCACUAUGAGGAUGACGUAGUUAGUUCUCCAACUAUGGCAUCUAAUUGCAACUUAGAAUUGGAUGAAGAAAUUCUGUCUGAUGAUGAGGAAAUCAAUCUUCAUACCUCUGGACACAAAAAACAGGAUGUGGUGUGCACAUGGUCCGGAGUAACUAAAGAAGCUCAGGAACUAGUUCAUUCAAUUGAAAAUGCUAGGUCUUCCUCAUUGCAUCCAGUCACUUCCAAUGUGAACAAACUAUGUAAAGGGCGCUAUGCCAGAGGCAAAUCAAAACUUCUGUUCCAGUUCCAGUCACACGAGAGUGAUAUUUUCCAGCCAGUUAGUGGUAAAGCUGAUGUUAAAAUUUCAUAUGAGGGCUCCUCCGUGCUGCAAGAACUAGAAGCUGUUGAUAAUAAAGCAAUGAAAAGUCCAACAGCUGAGAUUCUAGAAACCUUUCAGGGAGGAAAGAUUGAACAGUCAGAGAAUAGUGGGGUGCCAGCUGAAAUGGCAAUUGGACAUAAAUAUAUGAAAUAUUCGAUGACUGAGCUUCUGGAUAGUUACAAGGACAGGACUGGUCUUCCAGAGGCAAAUUCUACUAUGUAUACUAGAAGAAGAGGGCAGAGGCUGCAUCUGGUUCAUGAGAGGAAUAUAUCUCCAUUAGGUGAGAGAAAUUUGGAUAACAAAGACCCCCCUGAGGCUUUGGACAGUCAAUCAUCGACUGAUGAUGAAGAAUCUCCUCAGGCUCAUGUUCAAAAUUUGGGGCUUAUCAACCCUGAACACAAAGAAAAGACUAUGACUGACAAAUUUCAAGAAGCUUUUGGUGCUACUUCUAUACACAAUGGGGAACCCCAUUUUGCACUGGAUGGGACUGGACUAUUUGGAAAGUUGCAGCAGGUAAUGCAGAGUGAAAAUAAAAGAGAUGCCAAUUUCUUAAAAAGAUUAGAGACUGCAGCUGGCUCAAAAGAUGAAGCAAACUGCAUUAAUGUGGAAAUUCUAUCAAAGUGUUCGGAAGCAAAGCUGACCAUUUGUUGCUGCUCCCUCAGUAUUGACAAAGAGAAUUCCCAGUUAGUGAAGAGCCUUCAGAAGCAGAUGCCUUUGACCGUCAUUUUCAACUCAAGAAUAUGCUACAAUGUCGAGCUGGAAGUUGGGAACCUGAUACGCAUUCACCCUCCAUGGAAUGAAAUACAAGCUGGCGAGAGAGAUGGGGUCAUCAUCCUAUCUGCAUAUUUCUCCCAGGUUUUCUCUUGAUCAAUUUUUUUUUUUUUAUCAUCUCGGAAAGGUACAUACAUACAAGACAAGGCUGCAAAAAUGAUUGGCGAGCUAUACUUCAUGCAGCCGACGACCCAUUUAGUGAGGUCAAAUCUUGGUAUAUGAUGUUGUUUCUGUAUCUCAAAAUGGUAUAAUCGGGAUGUAUUCUAACUUCUCUUCACUUAAUUAUUAUUGAACAUCUCACGGAUUAGUACUUAUAAAACAAGAAAUGUACAUGAUUCUUUUCAUAUAAUGGAAAUGGGUUUGGAAGUA